Molecule: messenger RNA, 1680 nt
Organism: Trypanosoma cruzi
Lineage: Eukaryota; Euglenozoa; Kinetoplastea; Trypanosomatida; Trypanosomatidae
Exons: 1
Coding region: 1-1680 (559 amino acids)
Source: RefSeq, a predicted model, not a curated record
AUGUACUUUUUUGGGCGUUUCUCUUUUUUAGCCAUUGCCGUCCUCUCUGGAGCGUAUUCCGUGUAUGCAAUCACAAAGUAUCGUGCCGCGUGUUGCGUGUCUCGUGCUCGACUUGUUAUCCCUCGCGCUGUGUCGCUAUUUUAUGCCUCUCUCAGAAAAAAUGAUUCUGCGAGGGAUUUUCACCAACACCAACACCGCGAUGACGAUGAUCACACGGCGAAGGAUACCGCCAAGCCUUUGGCGGCGCAGCCAGGAGUGGCACGGGCUUCUUCCUCUGCAGGGAAUUGGUCAGGUGCGACUGAAACCUCAACUCCAUCCGUCUCCUGCCCUGUUGUAUUCGUAGAUAAUACCAACUUUGAAGCAAAUGUGCGUGCGGUGGUUUCACUCUUGCUAAAAAACAAUAAACAGGUGCGAUUGUCUACCAAAGGCGUGCGGUGUCCGGAGUUGCUGGAGCGUGCGGCAGCGUUGAUGGAGAAAUAUGCUGUCCCAUGCCCAGAAUAUGAUAUUAUUUCCCCUGGAAGGCCAUUUGUUUCUGGUCUGCUUACAUCCACCGCUGCAGAGACACUUCUGUGGGCACGGCGUGGGACUUUUUCCUCCUUGUUGCUAGGACAACCAAUCUUGGAUGCGCUGAGUGCCGAUCGCUACGUUGAGGCUAUGACUCUCAAUUUCUCUUCAAAGGUACGUUGUCUGGUGGUGGUAGAUGCGGUGGAACAGUUGGAAUUACUCUGGAAUGCCGCCAAGGCGUGGAUUUCGGAUCGUGGGUACACCCGAUUGGGCUUUGACAAUGCAGUGGAGUCACUGCACUUUGAAUUGAUGGUCCGUAUUGAUUUCUCGGGUGACUCUUUGAAGAAAUGUUUUUGGCGCAGCGAGGAACCACAAACACUUUGUAGUCCUCGUCAAGUGACGCAAUUCUGCGGCAAAGUAGGGGAAUUUAAUGCGAAACUAUCGAAGGAGAAGUUGCCGGUUGGGGUUCAAUUUGUUAUUCGAGGGUUGUGGACAUAUGAAAAUGGGCAACUGUCACAAAUGGAUAUUGCCCCUAACGUUUUACCCAACGCCAUUGGAUGUACUCCAGCACGGUGGUUUUUACGGUACCCACUCUUGCAGUGGUACAAGCAGUAUGUAUCAAGGAAUCUUCAAAUGCGCUGUAUGUCGAUUCUUCAACGAUUAGGGUACAAGAAAAAGGUGUCACCCGAAGAUCUUCUGACGAGUGGUGGAAGCAGUGUGUCACUGGUAUAUUCUGCACAGGAUAGCACUCUUGCUGAGGUAUGUAUGGGUGCGGGAUUGUUGUGUGGACAUCAACUGGAUUGCUACGUUGAUUCUCCCUUUAAGCCAUCAUUGUAUUUUGCAUUGUCUGUGACACGAGUGGCACCACAUCGAAUAGUCAUUUGCAGUGGAUUUGGGCAUAAUCUUUCGGGUGCCAUCCCAGUCUACCCACCACAGCUGCAAUCCAUAAACAGUCAUGGUGCAGACAUUGAUGAUGAUCUUGAGGUGGGCGUGAUGGUGUUAGAUGGCACACCAGAGGAACGUCUUAUUAGCAUUGGAGAUCCCAUUGUGUUUCGUCCCGAGUACAGCAGUGUGCUGGCUGAGCUUGUUGACUCUUUCCUUCUCAUUACGGAAGAAGGUGAAGUUUCAGCAGUGAUGCACACUUACAGAGGAGAAGGAUGGAAUAUAUGGGCAUAA